Magnolia sinica is the source of this 1551-nucleotide messenger RNA. RefSeq names its product UDP-glycosyltransferase 76B1-like. Lineage: Eukaryota; Viridiplantae; Streptophyta; Magnoliopsida; Magnoliales; Magnoliaceae. The record is from RefSeq and is a predicted model, not a curated record. Gene Ontology annotation, molecular function: UDP-glycosyltransferase activity. The transcript has 2 exons. The coding region runs from base 38 to 1411 and encodes 457 amino acids.
UUCAUUUCUUAGCCCAAGAGUCAUUUAGCCAUUUCCAAUGGAUGAAUCGAAAAAGGUACAAAUCCAAGAAAAGAAAAUCCAUCAUUUGGUUAUUUUGCCACUCCCAUUUCAAGGACACAUCAAUCCCAUGCUUCAACUGGGAACUAUCUUACACUCCAAAGGAUUCUCAAUCACGGUAAUUCAUACUCACUCCAACUCUCCUAAUCCAUCCAACUUCCCGAACUUCAACUUUGAGCCCAUUCCCGACGGCUUAUCAGACCAUCGGCUUUGGACUGAGGACCCCUUAACCCUUGUGUCCAUCCUCAACGACACAUGCCAAGCACCGUUCCAUGAUCGUUUGUCCCGAUUGAUAUCGGACAGCCAGCAUGGCCCGGUUACAUGCAUCAUCACCGAUGAGCUUUUUCACUUCACUAAAGCCGUUGCCGAUCAGUUGAAGCUCCCAAGAAUUUUGUUAGGCACCAGUAGUGCCGCAUGUUAUGCCACCAUGUCGUCUUUGGACUUUCUACAACAAAAUGGACUUCUUUCCAUCACAGAUUGUCAGCCAGAUUCACUUAUUCCUGAGAUUCCGCCGCUGAGGAUCAAGGACAUUCCAGACUUCAGCACGACGGAUCCUGAUACGUUUGAGCGCUUGUGGACCAAUAUGAAGAAUGCAACAAUGUCCUCUUUGGGUUACAUCAUGAACACAUUCGAUGGUCUUGAAUCAACUGCACUGAAAAAAGUUAGAGAAGAUCGUCAUCCCAUUCCACUCAUUGCCAUGGGACCACUCUACAAAUUCUCACAGGGAGCAUCAAACAGCUUACUAACACAAGACUACAGCUGCAUGGCAUGGCUAGAUAAGCAAGUGCCACAGUCCGUCAUUUACAUCAGCUUUGGGAGCUCAGCUUCCAUUGAUAAAACACACAUGGAGGAGAUUGCUUGGGGUCUAGCCAAUAGUGACCAGCCUUUCUUGUGGGUUCUCCGGCCUGGCUCCAUCAGUGGCCAUGAUUGGGUCGAACUACCAGAAGGGUUUGAAGAGAAGACACGGGAGAGAGGGCAGAUAAUUAAGUGGGCCCCACAACCAGAAGUUCUGGCGCACCCAUCAGUGGGAGGAUUUUGGACACACAAUGGUUGGAAUUCUACGUUGGAGAGCAUAUGUGAAGGGGUCCCCAUGUUAUGUUCUCCUUAUUUAUGGGACCAAAAGGUGAAUGCUAGGUAUGUGAGCCAUGUUUGGAGGGUGGGAAUGCAACUUGAGAAUGGGUUCGAGAGAGGUGAGAUAGAGUGGGCCAUAAGAAGAUUGAUGGUGGAGAUUGAAGGAGAGGAGAUGAGAGAGAGAGUACAUGAUCUAAAGGAAAAUGCAAUGCAUUGUUUAGAGAAAGGAGGCUCUUCAUAUGAGUCAUUAGAGAGUUUGGUUGAUUUUAUCAUGUCAUUGUAAUGCCUCUUCUCUUAUCAUAUUUCAUUUGUAUUUUCAUUCAAUGGCAAGCUACAACAAGAUGUAUGUGAUCAAAUAGGCCUUUGUUUCAGUGUAACUAUAUAUAUUCCUUUGAUGUUAAAUAGUGCACUGAUUGAAAUUUA